GCACAUUAACGAUAUAAAUUAAAGUCACGAGAAUUGUUUGUUCUGACUGUGAUAGUUCUUGGUUGCAGAAAGCUUUUGAGAAUGAGAGAUUCAAAUGGAUUCGUAUGCAGUAAUGAAGAAAGCAGCAGCGCAGUUAGAGGCAUCCAUAUUGUAACUGCAUUAUAUGGAUUAAUAUUUGGUUAUAAUUUGGGUAGAUCAGGUGGCAUGAUUUCUAUGGAUUCUUUUCUGAAAUUCUUCUAUAAAGUGUAUGAAAAGGAGAACAACAUAAAACCCUCAGAUCCCUAUUGCAAAUUUGACAGCCAAAUAUUGGCAUUAUUCACAUCAUCUCUAUAUUUGGCUGCUUUGAUUGCAUCAGUAUUUGCAUCCUUUGUUAUUCAACGUUUUGGGAGACGCCCUCCCAUGAUAUGUGGGGGUGUAUUUUUUUAUUUGGGUGCAGGCUUUGUCGGGUUUGUAUUCAUUUUCCCAGAUUCUGAAUUAACGGCUUUUGCAAACUAUCGUUGGGCGCUAAUUGUCAGCCGCGUCUUUUAUGGUUUAGGAAUUGGAUCUACUCAUCAGUCUUUGUCCAUGUAUAUANAUGAGGUUGCUCCAUAUCAAUAUAGAAGAGUUCUUAAUAUGAUGUUCCAAUUGGUAACUACUAUUGGCAUCUUUGUUGCAAAUCUCAUCAACUACAUUGCUGCGAAGAAGGAGGAUGGAGAAGGNUGGCGUUAUAGCUUAUNUUUUGAAANUUUUCNUNUUNGUAUUUAUUUUUUAGGCAUAAUUUAUCUUCCAGAAUCACCAAAUUUUUUUAUUGAACGUGGUCUUCAUGAGAAGGCUAAGAGGGAANUUAUUGAGAUUCNAAACACUACAGAUGUUGAGGAGGAGUUUAACGAUCUUGUGAUAGCAAAUGAAUGCUCCAGAGCAAUGAAAGACCCUUGGAUCNCUUUAUUAAANAGACAGUACANACCCCAACUUACAUUUGCCAUAGUCAUUCCCUUGUUUCAGCAACUCACUGGCAUAAAUGUGAUUAUUUUUUAUGCUCCUAUUUUGUUCAAGACCAUUGGUUUUGGAGCUCAUGNUUCUCUCAUGUAUGCCAUGAUCAUUGGAGGUUGCAACGUAAUUGCCACUCUUGUCUCCAUAUUCACUGUUAACAAGUUCGAUAAACAAAAUCUUUUCUUAGAAGGAGGAAUACAAAUGUUUAUUUGCCAGAUCCUAAUAACCGUAGCAAUUGCAUGUAAAUUUGGACUUGAUGGAAAUGUAGAAAUGUUGCCAAAGUGGUAUGCUAUUGUGGUUGUGUGUGGCAUAUGUGUGUACGUGGCNGGAUUUGCNUGGUCUUGGAGUCCUCUAGGAUGGUUGGAUCCAUGUGAGAUUUUUCCAUUUGAAGUGCGUCCGACUGCACAAAGCAUCAAUGUCUUUGUGAACAUGAUAUUCACCUUUGUCAUUGCGCAAAUUUUCACUACCAUGCUUUGUCACAUGAAGUUUGGAUUGUUCAUUUUCUUUGCAUGUUUGCGCAUUGUGAUGAACACANUCAUUUACAAACUUCUGCCAGAGACCAAGGACAUUUCCAUUGAAGAAAUGCAUGUUAUAUGGCAGAGUCAUUCUUAUUGGAAGAAGUUUGUUAAACCAAUUGAUGUCACUAUUAGUGAUGAGUGUUAA
Molecule: messenger RNA, 1632 nt
Organism: Vigna radiata var. radiata (mung bean)
Lineage: Eukaryota; Viridiplantae; Streptophyta; Magnoliopsida; Fabales; Fabaceae
Product: sugar transport protein 1-like
Exons: 4
Coding region: 82-1632 (516 amino acids)
Biological process (GO): monosaccharide transmembrane transport
Cellular component (GO): membrane
Molecular function (GO): monosaccharide transmembrane transporter activity
Source: RefSeq, a predicted model, not a curated record